Messenger RNA from Boleophthalmus pectinirostris (great blue-spotted mudskipper), 11608 nucleotides. It is a transcript of the gene ncoa1, whose product is annotated as nuclear receptor coactivator 1. The record is from RefSeq and is a predicted model, not a curated record. Gene Ontology annotation, cellular component: nucleus. Lineage: Eukaryota; Metazoa; Chordata; Actinopteri; Gobiiformes; Gobiidae. Gene Ontology annotation, biological process: positive regulation of transcription by RNA polymerase II; cellular response to hormone stimulus. Bases 858 to 5129 code for a protein of 1423 amino acids. The transcript has 22 exons. Gene Ontology annotation, molecular function: nuclear receptor binding; protein dimerization activity.
UCUGGAUCCGGAGCCCUCUGCCCCCUCGUGAACGCGCCUCCCGCGGUGUGCACGAGCAGCGCUGUUUGUUUGUGUUGAGAGAUUGGAAAUGGCGGAGAGCAGAGACCAAAGCGAUAACUUGGCUUUGAAAACACGAGUGCAUCAUUAUUAAGAGCGCAAAACCAAACAUAAGUGAUUGUUGGAGUUUCUAAAGGCACGCGUCGACCGCUGGGAUGUACGUGGGACGAGGCCACGGAGGAUUUUAAAAGCAAGGUUUGGAUUUUGCGAGCUGCUUUAGCCUGCGAAGCUAACCGUGCUAGCAGAAGCAGCAACCUGGCGCUAGCUUAGCCACAAGUCGUGUGUGUGCUCCGAAACACGCAGGCUUGUUUGUCAACAUAAGCUGACGGUAAAUCGCUAGCCACCGUGCUAACCUGCAACUUUUGGGGUUGUUUCUGAAGCGACACGUGUGGAUUAAUGACACGGACCUUGCCUACUGUCUGCUUUAAUACCUCACGGCGAAGUAACAGCGGAUAAAAGUAAAACAUUUGAAGUUAAGCUUGUUAGCAGGGGGAGCUAACUGGCUGUCUUUACGCAGAGUCUACGCUGCAGUUUACAUGGGAAUUUUACUCUAAACCGCGUGACAUCCGAGGCCCAGAGCUCGCCCCGUGGAUUUUUAUUUGCACUCGGAGGAGGAACAACAACGAGCGAGCGGUGUGGGCGUGGUGUCCACUUGGGAUGGUACGAUGUGAGCGGGCGGGCGACGAGCCUUGACCUGAGCCGCGCCGUUCGCCCCCUGCCCUCUCAGCCUGCCCCAGGCUCCCACAGCUGCCCCAUGACUCCCACACUCCGGCCAUAGACCAAGCCAGUCAACGCUGAAAAUGAGUGCAGUCGGGGAAAGCCCCCUGGACCCGGUUACACCAGAGUCACGCAAGAGGAAGGGCUCCCCAUGUGACACGUCAGGCCAAAGCGUGGAGAAGCGGAGGCGGGAGCUGGAGUGCCGCUACAUCGAGGAGCUGGCCGAGCUGCUGUCGUCCAACAUGAGCGACAUCUCCAGCGUCAAACCAGACAAAUGUCACAUCCUCCAAAGCACCGUGGACCAAAUCCAGCAGAUCAAGCGGCGCGAGCAGGAGAAAGCGGCUCUUUUGUCUCAAGACGACGAUGUGCAGAAGUGCGACAUCUCGUCCAGUAGUCAGGGGCUGAUGGAGAGGGAGGCUCUGGGGCCCAUGCUGCUAGAGGCCCUAGAUGGGUUCUUCUUCGUUGUCAACCGCGAGGGCCGCAUUGUGUUUGUGUCGGAGAACGUGACCAGUUACCUUGGCUACACACAGGAGGAGCUCAUGACGUCCAGCGUCUACAGCAUCCUCCAUCUGGGAGACCACAACCAAUUUGUGCGCAACCUGCUGCCCAAAAGUCUUGUCAAUGGUGUGCCGUGGCCCCAAGAGCAAAGCCGGAGAAGCAGCCACACGUUUAACUGUCGCAUGUUAAAGAGGCCACCAGACGAAGUGGACACGGAGAAUCAGGAGGCGCGCCAGCAGUACGAGUUCAUGCAGUGCUUCACCGUGUCCCAGCCCCGCCCCCUGCAGGAGGAGGGAGACGACCUCCAGAGCUGCCUGAUCUGUAUCGCCUGUCGAGUUCCCCGGCCGCAGCCUGUCACUGAGUCCUUCAUCACCAAACAGGACCCUACAGGAAAGAUCAUCUCCAUAGAAACUAGUUCUCUACGAGCAACAGGACGACCGGGCUGGGAAGACCUGGUCAGGAAGUGCAUCUAUGCUUUCUUCCAGCCGCAGGGCAAAGAACCCUCCCACGCCAAGAAGCUGCUGCACGAGGUGAUGACGCAUGGCACAGCUGUCAGUCCACUCUACCAUUUCACUUUGAGCGACGGCACCCCGCUCAGCGCUCAGACACGCUGCAAGUUCUGCUGCCCCCCCAACCCUGACGUUCAGCCCUUCAUCAUGGGCGUCCACACUAUUGACAGGGAACACAACACUGCUAGCUCUCAGGAAAACACUAACCCCAGCCUUCCACUGUCCCAGGACAGUAAUGCCCAAACGCCCUCUCGGUCCCCGGCCCUGCCCCCCAGCAGUAAUUCAUCCCAAGGCUCAGGCCUCACCACUUCGGGCCUUCACCCAAACAACAGCAACGCCUCAUCGCACGGACAGAGCCCAGCCCCGCCCACUGGGCACCUGACGCCCAUUCGGACGCAGCAGGUCAACAGCCCCUCCCCUUUGAGCAGUCCACUCACAGCCACCCCUACCUCAUUUAUAUCACCCCGGAUGCCACGGGCCAGUCCUGGGCUCGGGGGCAGCCCUCGAGUCCCAGGGAACCCUUUCUCUCCUUCCACAGCAGGCCUCCACUCACCCGCGGGGGGCGGGAGCAGUGGUACCAGCGGUGGGACAGCGGGGGGGUUCUCCUUGUCCUCUCCUGUCCAGAGACAAGCGAGUACUCCUACCAACCCCUGCCCCCGCCCCUCGGAAGGAGCAGAUGUGGGGGCAGAGGACUCUGUCAGAACUAUUCCAUCUGCGUCCCCUUUGGGAAACCCUCGGCUCAACCAGCUCCUGGACAGUAAUGGGACAGGAGCAGAAACUAACAGCACCCACAACAGCUCAGCAGCUCCUCCUCACCCCACACCACAAUGCCCCGCCUCCCACAGCACCCUGACAGAAAGACACAAGAUCCUGCACCGCCUUCUCCAGGACACAAGCCCCAAUGAGUCCUCCAGCACAGCAGAGGACAGCCUUCACCGAGCUGAUGUGGAGAUCAAGAAGGAGCCUCCUGCCAGCCCUGCCCUGGCCACCACCAAAUCCAGCUCCAAAGAGCCACAGGAUCACCAGCUGCUGCGCUUCCUCCUGGAUACAGAUGAGAAGGAUUUGGGAGACUUGCCGCCUCCCUCAGCUUUGAGCCUUCAGACGGUGAGAGUGAAGCUGGAGAAGAGAGCCAGCGAGUCAGAGUCCUGUCCUGGACUCCCUCCCACAGGGGGCUCCUGUUCCUCCAAACCUGCAGGGGUCCCCACCACCCCUACAUCCUGCAUCAGCCCCAAGGCCAGUCCCCGAGACAGCCGCAAGGACAGCAGAGACUCCACGAUGUCGGGUGGUGCUGUUGACGUGGACCCUCUCCAGCUGCUUCCUGGCCUCCGAGGCUCGACUGGGGCCAAAGUGGGCAGUGAGGAUUCGGCCGCCCAGAGCCUGCCCCCUUUGCAGGCACUGUCCCCCCAGAUGCACUCCCCCUCCCCUCAGCUCAAACUCCCAUCCCCCUCCCCUCAGCUCAAGCUCCAGUCCCCCUCUCAGGUGCAGCCCGCCGAGGCUAGCACCCCUCGCAGUGUUGGUGUGAAGAGAGAACCUCCAGGCACACCCAACAGAGGACUGAGUGAUGGUGGCCCUGUGUCCGGCUGCAGUCUUCAGACUCAGACGUCGUUUGACCCUUUCCUCACCCCCAAAGACAGCAGUCCCUUCCCUGAACAGGACAUCUUCAGCUCAAGCACUGGCCUAUCCAAGAUGGACGUGGCAGACUCCCAGUUCCAGCCAUUAACCCUAUCGGACACUUUGCCUUUUGAUGUUCUGGGGAACCCUUUACAAGCUCCUCUGGCCUCACCACAAGAGCAGUGCGUGCCCUGUACACUGGAUGACGUGCUUGGGCCUCCCACCACACCUGAGGCGCGCAGUGAUGAGAAGGCUCUGCUGGAGCAGCUGGUGUCCUUCCUCAGCGGGACAGACGAGAGCGAACUGGCCGAGCUGGACAAAGCCCUGGGGAUCGACAAACUCGUACAGGGUGGCUGUUUUGACCCUCUGCCCCAGACCUUCCCCACACAGCAGCCCACUGCCACCCCUGUGUCCCUGGACCCCAAACUGCCCUCGUACCCCUCACAGUUUACACCAACUCCUCAGUUUGCUCCGGAGAUGGCAGCUGUGGGAACUCCAGUCCUGGGUUUUGGGAAUCCUCGCGGGGGCUUCCCGGGUGGGACGGCCUCUCUAGGCCUGAGGCAGCCCAUGAACAGAGCCCCAGGGAUCAGCACGCAGCUCAGACAGCCCCCCAACCAGCUCCGGCUCCAGCUGCAGCAGAGGCUGCAGGGCCCACAACAGAUGCAAAACCGGAUGGCUGGUUUGAACCAGUUUCCUGCCGGAGCGCAACAUGUGAAUAUUGGGAUUCGACAAGGAGUCCCACCACCGCAGAUGGCUUCACAGCAGCCUCCCCUGAAUGCCCAGAUGGUGGCGCAGCGCCAGCGGGAGCUCUACAGUAACCAGCACCGGCAGAGACAGCUGUUUCAGCAGAAGGUCUUGAUGAUGAGACAGAACAUGGCCGCUCCCACUGGAGGGGUGGGGCCCAUCGCAGCAGUGAGGGUCCCAAAAGGAGCCCCUGUCACCCCUCAGCAGCCCCCACAGCAGCCUCAGCAGUUCACCUUCCCACAAGGGUACGGCCCCCUGACGGGGAACCCCCCUACCUCACCCAGUAACUUCAGCCCCAUGGCGGCUGGGCCUCUGGACAACAAGCUCACUGCUCGAGUCCCGCUGAGCAACCAGACGCUGCUAGGCGGAGUGUCGGGACAGUUCAACAACAACAACGUCAACACAAUGCAGACAGGACUGUUCCAGCAGUUUGGAGGAAACUCUUUAGUCCAGCCAGACCCAGCGUUCCCUCCUGAGAUGAGCCCUACCAGCCCACUAUUGUCUCCUCAAAACUCCACUUCCCAGAGUCCUCUACUGCAGCAAGUCCCGCCUCCCAGCUACCAGUCUCCAGACAUGAAGAGCUGGCAGCAGACUGCCAUCAACAGCAACAGUCUGUUUAGCCCGUCCGGCCCGGGUGCAGGGCAGAGCUUCAGCCAGCAGGAGGUGUACAACAACAUGAGCAUCACAGUGUCUAUGGCUGGAGGCUCUGGGGGCGUGGCCUCUGUGCCUUCUAUGGGGCAGCCCAUCGCCAUGAGCAACAACAAUCUCAGCACCAUCGGCCCAGUGUGCAGCGACCAGCAGGUGCAGCAGGUGCAGCAGGUGCAGGUGUUCGCAGACGUCCAGUGCACAGUGAACCUGGUGGGCAGUGACUCCUAUCUGAAUCAGGGCUCCAUGGUGGGGGGCGGCGCCUCUCAGAAGGGCGCCGUCCCGCAGGCCUCCCAGAACAACCAGGCCCAACAGAAGAGCCUCCUCCAACAGCUGCUGACCGAGUGAACCCUCAGCAUUGACCUCUGACCUCUCCUGCUCCCUCUAGUACUUCUCACUGUUUUUUGGGGAGGGCAGAUUCGGGGGUGAGAAGAUUUUGGGGCCUGCGUGCUUUGUACCGCCCACUAACUUUGUCAACAGAAGGAGUCAGGAAGAGCAGCAGCGCAUUUGAACCUGCCUGUCGAAUCUGUCUGACAACCUGUCUGUCUGCCUCAGCCUAUUUUAAAGGCAGUGUUGUCUUGCUGCUCAUUCCCCCUCAGUGACCUACACUUCCUGCUUCCUGACCCAAGAGAGAUAAACGUCAGAAUUGUACAUUUGCCAAGUUGUCGUCACUGUCAAAUCAGGGCCGGCCUCCUCUCUUUUUGAUUUUUUUUUUGUCGUUUUUAUCAUUAUUAUUUCUACGGGGGAACGGUUUUUGGAAAGCAGUGCGUCUUGGGGGUAUGGCACACAGCUGAGUUCAUUUGACCCGCUCAUUUGACCCGCGCCACAGCACCUCUGGCUUUCGUGUUCAUUUCGUGUUGUCUCGUGUCGUCACCUCCUCUGCCCGUCUCAGAGAUGUGGGAAUGUUCAUAGUUACACACUCUGGCAUUGUUCAGAUAGCGGCUCUGUUUCAGCAGGUCUGGGACUGUGUAAGUGUCUAUCUAGUGCCUACAACUCGGCUUCCUCUACUACAGCAUAGUCUAUUUUGAGUUUAUAUUUUUAAAACUUUUUCUCAUUUUUUUUUUUUUGGUUGGAAUUUGUUUGUUUAAAAAAAAUACUUCUGCGCUCUCUACCUUUUUAUCAAGCUCCUCAUCACCAGAAACAAGAAUACCAGAUUGUUGGAUUGGUGUGUGAAUGGGAGACAGAUGGGAUGCUGCUCAAUUUUCUUUUUAGAUAUUUGUGUUUAUUUUCAAACUAUAAAUAAGACUGUUAUGAUUAUUUAACUGUCUGUCCGUCACAUUUUAGCCCUCAACCUCAGCAGCUGUGAAUUAUUACGGGGCCCUAUUUUGGGCUCCACUAUUUCUCUGUGUAUCUCAUUGCUAUCUCUUUUGGCCUAUCAGUGUUUUGCCACGUGCACCAUGCAGGCGGGUAGUAUUGUACAGUACAGAAGAACAAAGACUUAGGGAUGAACUAGUCACGCUGUCCUUCAAAAAAAAAAAAAAUCAAUUUAAUUCUCAAAACAAUGUAUAUUACGAUUCGAUCCAGUUUUUAGUGUCGAAUCUCUUUUGGAAUGAUAUUGUAAAAAAAAAUGUUACAGCGGAGGAGGGAGAUUUUAUUAUGAAAUGUGAAGAGAAAUUCAAAAAUGGUUCCCUAAAACUCAAUGGUUGGAUUUGCUUUGCCUCCUCUUUCGUGGGAGUGAAUUAGUUAGCCAUCUUGCGUUUCUUUUUUCUUUAUUUUUUAAUUCUACGAUGCUUUUAAGAGACAGUUUUCUGAGAGUAUGUUUGUAACCAUUGUAUAAAAAAUGCUAAGGCGUGGACGAUGCAGGGUCUAGUGUCCAAAGCACUGUACUCUGCAAAAAAACACGCUUUCUUUCGGAUGUUUUUCCUAUAUAUUGACAUUUAAGUAGAUGCUUUAGAGAUAGAAGUUCUUAAAAAAAAAUUGUGAAAAUGAUGGGUAAUUAAUAAUGAAAUUGAUUUUGAAAAAAAAGAAAACAACUAAAGGAUAAAGAAACAAAAUCAGCCAAUCUAUUUUAGGGGGCGGAGGGGAUUUUGGCUUGUCCUCUUUAGGUCCGCUUUGUUGACUUCACUCCACUGGCUUCAGUUCUGUGGACUACUGUUGCUCAGUCAGACACUGUCUCUCCACAAAGACAAACCUCUGUAAUGAAGACCCCAGAUCAGGAGAACACAAGGAUAUGUACACAACCAUUGAACCUAUUUCACCUUUGGCCCAUGGCACAGUGUCAAUCAGUGCUUACCAUUUUUCAUGUUUCCUUUGUAUAACCAAAUGUCAAACAAACUCUCACUUACAACCCCAAAUCUGAAUGAAUAUUGAGACAUAAAUGUAAAUAAAAAUGGAUAAAUAUAUCAUCUUUAAUCAUUUAAAAUAAGAUCUACAGAUUAGCGUUUCAUUUCACGCUACACACCUCUGAUUUGGACCAAGGAAAUUGGCCUAAUUCACCGAACUAAUCCAGCUCGGUUGUCUCCUCCUUCAUGUUUUGUAGUGAUGUUUUGCUGCUGUUAAAUUUUGAUCAAGUGUUUGUUAACAAAAUAUCAUUCAUGAUCUGUUUUUAUUUACAUUUCAGUGUCUUAUUGAAUUGGAUGACAAAGGAAAGAAAUUGGAACGGGCUUUGAAAACCUCCACAAAUUUGCCUUGAUAAAUAUUCUAAAUGUCCACAGUAAUGACCUUUGACCCCUCUGCCUCCUGCUCUGUGGUUAACAUGCUUUUCUUCUUUUGAAACUCUGUCCCAAACUGGCUAAGACGAGCCGGUGCGAGCGCUGCAGCUACUACCUCAGAAGCAGGGAUUUGUCCUGAGUCCCUCGAUGCGAACCUCAAAUGUUCAGAUCUAGUCUUUGCAGCAGACGCACACUAAAUUCUUUCGUCUUUAGCCUCCAUUUCUUCGCCCCUGGUAACAGUGUACACAGGCUACGUUCUCCCGGCCGACCCGCAAUGGACUAGGGCUUCUUUCUGUCUUUUCCGUACAACACACAAGCCUCCAUAUGCAACAGAUGAAAGGUCUACAUUCCACCGUCAUCCAUGUGACAACCACUUUGUGUUUUCUGCCAGAUGCCAGUUCUGUCAAACUCAAACCCCAAACAGUGUCGCAGGAGUCCAGCACGCGGUUGGACGUAGCGCACCCAAAGCGGAGAGUCACCUGCGGAGGGAUUUUCCGCAGGUUUUGGAGCACCUUUUGAUCACCCCGUUGUUGUUGUUGUUUUGUUUGUUUUUUUAUGGAAAGCACUUCUCGCAGCCGAAAGAGCUGACUGCCAAGCACUUAGAUAGAGUUGAAUGUGGGUGCAGCGGUGACACCCAGAUAUAAAGCUUCCCUCUACCUCAAAAUGGGUGUUCACCAUUGCAUUCAACAUGAAACUAAGAAAGACAGUUUGUAUUCCACUUUGUCGGCAUAAAUACAAGUUAUACACAAGAAGAAACCUGGAGCAAAGUCCGUAGAGAAUAUCCCACAUAUCAUGUACUGGACAUUUUGUGGAGACUGGCAGAUGGUCCUGUGUCACUGUUUGGUCCACACUUAUACACAAAGUGGUCAGAAGUAUUUUUCGAAGGAUUUUUGUCCGUGUCAGCCUUGUCGCCCACCUUACCCCUGACCCUUGACCCCUCCCCUCUGUUCGGGACUGUCAUUCCUAUGGAACAGGUUUUCUCUCAACCCUCAGUGUCACCCGCUACAACAUGCCAAAUACAAGCGCUGCAUACUGAGACUUUAGUUUAUUUUUAUGCAACAGCCAUUGACAGGAACACCCCCUCCCCCCAUCCUCCUCACUAUGACGAACAGGUACAAGGUUCGCUUCUUUUAUAACUUUCAAAAUGUAAACAUGUAUAUAACAGAGAAAUGUGAAUAUGUAUUUGUUCAGAAUCAACAAAAAAACUAGUGCUCCGAGUUUGUGGUAAAUAACUACUCGCCUCCGUCAUGUUUUUAUUUGGAUGUUUUGAUUUUCUACUUUUUUAUUUUUCUGCAGAUGUAUGUAUGUAUAUGACUAUCAGUGGGCGUGUGCGUGUGUAAGUGAUUAAUACUGUAUAUCUGGUGUUCUCUAAGAUGGAAACGUGGACAAUGUCCCACUUUGGUUAUCUGUUCUUCUUCGACUCUAUGGACCCUGCACAGUACCUGUGGCUGUUCAGAAAACUAUGCCAGAGAAUGGUUUAGCGACUGCUGAAUGUGAUUUUACUGAGAAAGAAGCAGUGUGGACUGGCUUUUUGUACGGGUUAAUUUAAAAAAGGCCAUAUUAUUUAAUUUUCUGUUGUCAAACGUUUAAGGCAGACAUGGGAGAGUGGAGCCUUGGUUUUGGGGAGAAGCAUUGCCUCAGGUGUCGAGUGGGAGAAGGUUAAAUGUAGUUUGUGUGGGACUGGCUGACUCAUGUAGCCUUUUUGCAUUUGUCAAUAGUAAAUGACCAAAGCUUUGAGAUUUCAGAUGGUAUCAUAUGCAAACUCCUCAUCCCUGGACAGGACAUAAUGUAGCGCCUCUGCUUUAGUCUUCACUUUGCAUGUAGGUCUCCUCCGUCCUCUGCGUUCUUCGUCUCUGUCAUCUACCAUACUUCUCAUAGUACUCAUAGUUUUUGUAGUACUCACAGGUCUCCACGUUGCCAAGAGGUCUUUAGCGCCUAAAGUGCUAUCUCUCGUUUACAGUAAGAAAAACCAACCGUUAGCUAUGCACCUUAAACUGAACAGCAUUUCCUUUUGUACAGAUCACCCUCUACAAACCCGGUAACAGCCUUUAACCACAACACUCUCCAUUACUUGCUACCAAACUUAAGGUGCCUCUUGUAUAUACUUUCUGCAAUGACCUUGUUAAACCAGGGUUUUUUUAAAUAAGCAUUUUUUCACAUUUAUAAAUAUAAAAAAUAAUUGUAUUUUAAAUGACUUUUUUACUCAAGAUGAAUCAAAUUAUUCCAGGAAUUUGCAAAUACAAUCUAAUUUUGCACUUUAUCUUAGAUUUACCCAGAGAGAAAAUGGCCAUCAGCAAAUCAGAUUAUUAGAGAAAUAAUUAGUAACUCAUCAUUACCCUGAAUGUACACUAGAGUUAUAGACAGGAACUGGACUGGCCCAGAUUUAGACCAUAUACAAAAGAAUUGAACUCUUUCUGACAGUUUCUGUCGCUCUUUACUGGUCCAUCCUCAGUGUGGCUCGUCUGUGUGUAAACCUGGACAAAGGGAUCAGCAGCAGUAGAUACCAAGUCCCAAAGAGCGUAAUACCUUCACUGUCCACCAGGCAGAGAAGCCACUUAUAAGAAUGAUGCAGUCUUGUCAAAUAGAAAAGAACUUUGUAAUUUUUAUCUUGAGUUUGUAGAUUAGCGCACUGUUAGCUUGCACUUUUCUAACCAAAUAUUUUGUUUGUCCUUCAAUGGGGCAAUUUCAUGCUCGAAUGCUUCCUAAUUCAUGAUACAAAAAAUAUGAAUCUUAAAUAAAAAAAGGAAAAAUGUCUAGAUCAUUAUAAUAGAUUAAAUAUUUACUCAAGUGGAAGCCAAGCUAACUAGAAAGUCACUGUGUCCGUCCCUUUGUCCACUUGUGUACAUGCUGUGGUCCCGUCCUCAGUGUGUGAAUACUAUGCUACUGUUGAACUGUUGAACCUCUCUGCUCGUACAUUCCUGCUCAUAACUCCUCACUUUAGCAGUGCUUUUUCCUCUACAUGCAGUAGACUCUGGCUUUUUCAACUCAAAAGUCUGAUUGUGUAACUCCUCUGUAACCUCUGCUUUCAGCUCACCAUGUGCACUGACUCACGCAUGUCUCUGUCGCGGUCUGUCUCACCUCUGUUAGGAAGACACGUCCUCUACUCAGCAGUUUGUAAAUACAACCCCCAUCACUACAGACUCUGUUAUUGUCGUCAUCCAGUACAGGAAAAGCUAUUUACAAUAACAUCACUAUUAAAGCCUAAUAGAAAAUCAGCAGAACAAAUUGUAAAUGAAAUGUAGCAUAUACUGCAAGUUUCCCACUGACCUUAAACGCAUCAGCAGAUAUUCUGUUCAAUACAAACGCAACAUAAAUGAUUGCAAAUACCAGACCAGUGUCUGGUGAAGGUGUCAGGGAAGAUUGCUGCAAAAAAUGUACAUCAUUUUCAUGAAUCAAAGACACUUUUGGCUUUUUAUUUGGAGAAAAGUAACUGUUGUUGUGUGUGCAUGUUUGCGUGUGCCACCACCUCGUCCUCUCACACUCGUGUCUGAAGUGCUGCCUUAUGGAUGGACGUUGGUUGUGGAUCAGAGAUUUUAAAGGCUCAGUGUGAGCUCCCACUUGGUUUUUGAGGCAAUGUUUUUAUCUGGAGAUAUAAAGGAAGACCAAGGUUCCACUUUCUCCCCUGUACAAAUUAAUAUAAAUAUAUAUUAUAUAUAUUAUACAUUUUACGCAUUUGUCCGGUUUUGUAUAUUACACUCAUGUGGAGUUUGUUUUUUAAGAGGCAUCGGAGCAGCUAUUACAGACAAUGAGUGACAAUGUUCAUCUGGGAGAUUUCUGCAUGUUCUAUUUUCUUCUGUCUGAUUCCCCUGUUCAGGCGUGUGACGUGAAAUGAAUCUACCUUUUCUUUGGAAUGUUGUAGACAAUCAGUCUCAGGCUGGGUUCCUCCCUGCAGGGAGUUGAUCGACAAACAAACUCUUUUGUUUGACAAGUACAAACUUUGAUUUGCAUCUACUGGAAGUCUAAAUUUUGUUCAUUCAUGUGUUUCGUGGCUGCUCAAGUUUACACACACUUCUCUACUACACUCAACACAAACACCUCGUGCAUUUGAUCCCUCUGCUUUUUAUUUCCAAGGUGAGGAUGCCAACGUUGAGGAAAUGAUGCUUUGACUAACAAAUCUAUAACAUCUAUGAAUGUGGGAAUGCAACACAUUGCAAUAAAAGCACCAUUUGAAAUGCA